AUGGGCAUCCUGGUCUUCCCGUACAUGUUCGCGGGACGAGGCCGGGCCAUGUUGCUCUCGUUCUGCCUCGUCCUGGCCGUCAACGGGCCGGGCAAGUCCAUCAUUUUCAACGCCGAAAUUCUCAACGACUCGUUGGCGUGCUACUAUGUGAUGAAGGUUUUCACCCAAAUCAAAAAUGCGCUACUCGAUAUCGGUGCCGCUCUUCAGAGCUCGUUCACGUGGCUUCAGGCCAUCGAAGGCAUCUGUGACGAGAAGUACGGUGGCCCGGUGGCGCGCUGCGAGAAGACCUUCAACGAAGCCACUGACAACUGCAUGGCGCAGUUGGGACUCGGGUCGCUCAACUAUCACCUUUGCAGUAUUGUGGACUGGUUCAAGGGCAUCUGUAUAUUUGCGCACGUGAUUGAGUACCUGUGUCAGCCGGCAAGGGGAGCCAGGAAGGGGAGCGUGGACGACGCGAGGAGCUACAUGUACCAGGCGUCCGGCAAGUAUCGCAGCUUCUUCCUCUUCGGACUGGAACUCUACAGCGACUUCGACAUGAAGGUCAACAUGUCUAAAUCGCUGAAGCAGAUUCGGAAGGAAAUCUUUGACGAGGUCGUCGACAGAGGAGGAUGGGUGUUCUUCGUUAUGGACGCGUUUAGCUGGACAUGCGUCGUGUACAUCUUGCUGAUAUUGGCCAAGGCCGCGAUGUACCGUUAUCGGUACGUCACAGACGACGGAUAUGACAACCACUACUUGUCCGUGCUCAUCAAGAGAGUGGACGACAAACGGGAACAGAUGGAAAAGCCUACUAUUCUUCCGCUGAAGACAAGGGAGCUGAGACGCUACGUCGAUCCUACGUCGCUGGCCAUGACACGGACGGAGAUGCGCGAGCUGACCAGAGUGGCUGUCAAUCUGCUGGCCACCGGCUUCCAGAUCGGAUACCUGAUGUUCGUCGAUACGGCCCUCUACUUCAUCAUGGAGACCAUCCGUCGCAACGGCUACGUCAAGACUAACUUCAGGCGCAAAGUUCCCGCCAAGGCGGUGGUGGAGGGGAAAGGCUUCAUGGCUGACGCCAUACGUUCCACCUUCGAGAAAAUGCCGUCGUCCUUCUCGGCCAACCUGCCCGAGAUCGACACAUCCGAGUGUGUCCCGUACGGCUGGCCACCCAACCACGACCGCUACAGACAGAUCGUGGUGUUCUACCUGAUGGUGCUGGUGUUCGGGCUGAUGCAGCCGCUGGCGCUGCGCCUGCGACACAUCGCUUGCGGCUGGUACUACCCCGAGCGGGCCAGGAAGCGGGCGCUCUGGCUCUACAACGCCAUCCUGAAGCGACGCGGUGGCUUCAUCUCGUUCGUGCAGCGGACGCUCCGCAGGAAACAGCUGGUGGACCCCAACAUGAAUGUGCUGGGCAAGAUCCUGGAGCGGCUCGCCAUAUCGAUACCAUGCUUGCGCAUGGUGAUGACCUACAUGGGCAUGGUGAGGGUGUACUGCGGAGUUUGCUCGGAGAGCUUUGACCCCGAGAGUGACUCGGCCUCGUUCCGACGCUGUGCGAAUUACGGCUGCGAGGGCGUCUACUGCAACGAGUGUUUUGCUGACAUGAACAACCGCUGCACCAUUUGUCUAAAGCCUGUCGACUACGGCGACAUCUCCGACAUCAGUGAAGAAACAGACUCGAGCUCUGACGAGGAGCUGGCCCGGCGUCGAGACUCGAGCUCUGACGAGGAGCUGAUCCGUCGGCGGGAGGAGCGGCUGCUGAUGCGCGAGCUGGGUCUGCCCAGCCGGGCUGAAGACGAGCGCGAGGAGGCGGACGGCCAGCUGGAGUACGCGUACCAGCAGGACCGCAGCCAGGCCGACGGCUGGGAGUCGGACCAGGAACGCUGGCAGAGCCGCAGAAAACGCCCGCCGCGACGUCGAGAGUAG
Pollicipes pollicipes is the source of this 1899-nucleotide messenger RNA. RefSeq names its product DC-STAMP domain-containing protein 2. The record is from RefSeq and is a predicted model, not a curated record. Gene Ontology annotation, cellular component: membrane. NCBI's taxonomy places the organism in Eukaryota, Metazoa, Arthropoda, Thecostraca, Pollicipedomorpha, Pollicipedidae. The transcript has 11 exons. Bases 1 to 1899 code for a protein of 632 amino acids.